Dromiciops gliroides (monito del monte) is the source of this 2802-nucleotide messenger RNA. It is a transcript of the gene KBTBD3, whose product is annotated as kelch repeat and BTB domain containing 3. Gene Ontology annotation, molecular function: protein binding. NCBI's taxonomy places the organism in Eukaryota, Metazoa, Chordata, Mammalia, Microbiotheria, Microbiotheriidae. The transcript is spliced from 3 exons. The record is from RefSeq and is a predicted model, not a curated record. Bases 163 to 1989 code for a protein of 608 amino acids.
GGGACGAAGCCGAGUCACAGAGAAAUUGCACCACUCCUGAGCUAGGACAGGCAAGCUUGACAGCUGGCCAUGCCAAUAGCAGUGGAGCCGCUGGGAGUUAGGGCGGGCCGGGUUGGAGACCGGAGACUGCAGAUGCAGUUCUAAGGACAGCUUCCAUUAGUCAUGGACUGCUCACAGGAUACUCUUAGAUGGGCCAUGUGUAAUGGAAUUCCACCUGAUAAGAAAAGCAACUCUCUUGUGGCUGAAGAACAUGGGCAACAAAUUUUAAAUGUACUACAGAAUUUUAGAGAGAAGAAUGUCUUUUAUGAUUUUAAGAUAAUCGUAAAAGAUGAAAUAAUCCCAUGCCAUCGUUGUGUAUUAGCAGCAUGCAGUGACUUUUUCAGGGCUAUGUUUGAAGUAAACAUGAAAGAACGAGAUGAUGGGAGUGUCACCAUUAGUAAUUUGUCCCCCAAAGCAGUGAAAGCUUUUCUUGAUUAUGCCUAUACUGGAAAAACAGAAAUAACAGAUGACAAUGUGGAAAUGAUCUUCCAGUUGUCAUCAUUUCUUCAAGUUUCAUACCUUUCCAAAGCUUGCAGUGAUUUUUUAAUAAAAAGUAUUGAUCUUGUCAAUUGUUUACAGUUGUUAUCAAUAUCAGAUAGCUAUGGUGCUUCACAUUUGUUUGACCAUGCACUCAAAUUUGUACAGCAUCAUUUUUCUCUGCUACUCAAAUCCACAGACUUUUUAGAAAUUAAUUUUGGAGUAUUACAAAAAUGUUUGGAAGCAGAUGAAUUAAAUGUUCCUGAAGAAGAAUCUGUGUUGAAAGCAGUUCUUAAUUGGACCAAACAUAACCUGGAAUCAAGGCAAAAGCAUCUGCCUCAUUUGAUGAAAAAAGUACGCUUACAUCAAUUAUCUGAGGAGACUCUACAGGACUGCCUCCUCUCGGAAGAUCAUUUACUCAAAAGCACCAAGUGCUUUGACAUAAUCAGGGAUGCAAUUAAAUGUGUGCAACGUUCCAGUGGACUCUUUCCAGAUGCACGUCCAUCCACAACUGAAAAAUAUAUAUUUGUUCACAAAACUGAAGAAGCAGGAGAAAACCAGCACACAUUUUGCUAUAAUAUUAAAACAGAUAAAUGGAAAGUGCUGCCACAGACUCACAUGAUUGAUUUGCCAGGGUCUAGUCUAUCUAGUUAUGGAGAGAAAAUAUUCAUGACAGGUGGUUGCAAAGGUAAAUGUUGCAGAACUGUUCGACUUCAUAUUGCUGAGUCAUAUCAUGAUGCCACUGAUCAGACUUGGUGCUACUGCCCAGUCAAGAAUGACUUCUUCUUAGUAUCAGCAAUGAAAAAACCAAGAACCAUGCACACAUCCGUUGUGGCUCUCAAUAAAUUGUUUGUCAUAGGUGGAAAAACUAGAGGAGCUCAGGACAUUAAAAGUCUGUUGGAUGUUGACUCUUACAAUCCUCUUUCCAAAGAAUGGUUAUCUGUAAGCCAUUUGCCUAGAGGCAUAUACUAUCCAGAAGCAAGUGCUUGCCAAAAUGUGAUUUAUGUUCUAGGAUCUGAAGUAGAGAUUACUGAUGCCUUUAACCCAUCUCUUGAUUGCUUUUUUAAAUAUAAUGCCACAAUUGAUCAGUGGUCUGAACUAGUAGCAGAAUUUGGCCAGUUUUUUCAUGCAACAUUAAUCAAGGCAGUACCAGUAAAUUCCACACUGUAUAUAUGUGACCUUUCUACCUACAAGGUUUAUAGUUUUUGUCCAGACACAUGUGUUUGGAAGGGGGAAGGAUCUUUUGAAUGUGCAGGAUUUAAUGCAGGUGCAGUUGGAAUUGAAGAUAAAAUUUACAUAUUAGGUGGUGAUUAUGCUCCAGAUGAAAUUACAGAUGAAGUGCAGGUCUACCACAGCAACAGAUCUGAGUGGGAAGAAGUAUCACCAAUGCCAAAAGCAUUAACUGAGUUUUAUUGCCAAGUGAUUCAAUUCAAUAAAUACAGGGACCCGUGGUUUUCUACUUAUUUGUAUUAAAAGCAUGUAAUAGAAUCUCUUUCUAAAACUAUUUCAAUUCCAAAAGAUAUUUACAGUACACUCUGCUAUCUGGCAUGAUUGGAGAAAGACUUGUACUAGUUAAGCAAAAACUAUGGUUAACUGAGAACUACCACUUAAAUUCAUAAAGAUGCCUGUUAUUUAUAUGUAAAUGCAUACAUUUGUGUACAUACAUAUGUAAUACAUAGUGCAUAUGCACAUAUAGUUACCAGUUCUCUAAAAAAAAAUAGAAAAACGGAAAAAAAUCAUCUAAUACCAAACAUCAGGUGUGGCCAGAAACAACCUACUUUGUUAUAAAGAUGUUGUAAACUAUUGGUAGAAGGAGGAUCAACUCAGGGAAAUUAAAGAUCCUUGAGAUAUUGGGGAAAAAAUAACACUAAAACUAUGCUGAGGAUAAUUUAAUCUUACUCUGAGUAAGUGUCAUGUCUGCAAGAAAGACUUUAAAUAUACCAAAGGCAUCAGCUUAGAUUAUUUCAUUAUUUAAGUACCUAAUCCAUGGAAUUUUGUUCAAAGUAUAAUAAAACCAAAGCUUACUGACCUUGGCCAUUAGAAAAAAACAAACCAUCUAAAUGCUUUUUAAAACAGGCAAAAUGUAUCAUAAAAUGUUAUGUAAGUUAUUUUUAAAACCAUUAGAAAUGGUUGAUACUUCUUAAAUUCCCAUUUUUUCUUUAGGAAAAAGCAAGAAGGUUCUGGAAAGUGGAAAUGGGAGGAGUGAAGAACAGUUAUUUUGGAUAUUAGUAAGGAAACAAUUCUAUAUUCUUUGUUUUGACUCCAGUGCUAUUGCCAUAGGAUACU